Messenger RNA from Trichomycterus rosablanca, 1239 nucleotides. RefSeq names its product mitochondrial ribosomal protein L47 (gene mrpl47). Gene Ontology annotation, molecular function: structural constituent of ribosome. Gene Ontology annotation, biological process: mitochondrial translation. Lineage: Eukaryota; Metazoa; Chordata; Actinopteri; Siluriformes; Trichomycteridae. The transcript has 7 exons. Gene Ontology annotation, cellular component: mitochondrial ribosome; mitochondrial large ribosomal subunit. Bases 246 to 872 code for a protein of 208 amino acids. The record is from RefSeq and is a predicted model, not a curated record.
AACAGCGCUCAGAACAAUAGUGAUUGAACACAACUGCUUCAAUUCUUUUGCGCUAGUUCAGUUGUGAUUUAUUGACAGUAUGUCUAAAUUAAAGUUGUUCGGUUGGCGGAUGUUCCCUCAGGCCGGGUACAAACUUGCUUUCAGAAAUUAAAGUGAACAGAUUUUCAAAAGAACGCACAGUGAAACGCUUGGAUUGCUGCUGUAAAUAGAGACGGCUGGAUACCCACCAUCAACUCUUAUAAUUAAUGCAGAAGGAUGGAGGUCCUGGGUUCAACUGUUCCAUACAGGGUCGUUUUCUGCACACAUCCUGCACUAGACUGGGUUUGGAGGAAUUUUUUGACCUUCCUGAAAACUGGGGAGAAUCAACAGUUAAAUCAGGUGCUCCAUGGACGGCUAAACAGCUCCGAGCCAAGAGUAAUGAAGACAUACACAAACUUUGGUAUGUUCUUCUAAAGGAAAAGAACAUGUUGCUUACUGUUGAACAAGAAGCAAAACGACAGAGUCUUUCCAUGUCCAGUCCAGAACGCAUGAAAAAGGUGGAUCGAUCUAUGCGGAGGCUUGACAUUGUUGUAAAGGAGAGAGAAGAUGCUCUGCGCUUACUACAGACAGGACAAGAAAAGGGUCGACCUGGAGAAUGGAGGAGAAAUGUUUUUGGGAAGACAUUCUGGUACCGUUUCAGAGAGCAUCCUGUCCCCUGGUUCAUGAACAAGAUCUACAAGAGGAAACGUUUCUACACGCCACCAUUUGUUGCCCCGUACACAAGACUCAGUCUUGAAAAGCACCUGCGGAGCAAGACGAGAAACGAAAAGCGAGAGAAACAAAACCAGAAGAAGCUGGCUGACGUUUUCGACAAAAAGACCGCACAAGCAUAAGCUGGCUGAUGUUCUACCGUACACCAGGGUUUCUUAACUUCAGGCCUGAAGGUCCACUGUCCUGCAGUCUCAGCCUUUACAUGCAUCAAUCUCACCCGAUUUAUUUCAUGGAGAGCUUGAGAAUUAACAGAUGAGCCAAAUCGGGUGUGUUGAGAGCAGGAACAGGGUGAAACUCUGCAUGGCAGUGGGCCUUCAAGACUGGAAUUGGAAACCCUGUUCUAUACUAAACCAUUUCUUCAAUAUAUAAAGAUCCAUUUUGUUUAGAUUGAAGUUGCUACUUCAAUGGAAAAUAUGGAUAUGGAUGGUGAAAUGUAUGUUUUUCAAACUGCUUUUGAAUGAAAGUAAAAUAAACCUGAACAAGACAUUU